Molecule: messenger RNA, 1155 nt
Organism: Pedinophyceae sp. YPF-701
Lineage: Eukaryota; Viridiplantae; Chlorophyta; Pedinophyceae
Source: the annotation of a GenBank genome assembly
AUGCCGUCCCCGCUCGCACUCCACGGCCCCACGCCGGUGCUGGGCCCGCGGAUCCCUAGCUCACCGCGAGCCCGAUGCGUCGCGGUGCCGCCGGCUCGCGCAGCGCGGCGGACUGUGGCGCGCGCGGCGCCGGGGGACGGCGGGUCCGUGCCCAAGGUUGUUGCCCUGGGAGAGGCCCUGUUCGACUGCCUGGCCGACCAGAUCGGUCUGCCGAAGGAGCAGGUCACGUCCUGGACGCCGUACCCUGGCGGAGCGCCCCUCAACGUCGCAACUGCCUGCGCCCAACUCGGCAUCCCCACCGCGUUCGUCAGCGCGAUCGGGAAGGACGAGCUGGGCGACAAGCUCGUCGCGCUGAUGGAGAAGAAGGGCGUCGACAUGUCCGGCCUGACGCGGAUCGACAAGCCCACGCGUGACGUCCUCGUGGAGAGGAAGGAGGGCGGAGACCGCGUGUUCGCAGGAUUCGGCUCCCCGACGGAGACGUACGCGGACUGCUUCGUCGGGCCGGAGAUGAUCCCCGUCGCGCUCGUGGCGGGCGCGGAGGUGAUGGUGAUGGGCACGCUAGGGCUAGCGCAACCCGAGACGGCGCGGGGGAUGAAGUUCGCGGCGGAGGAGGCGCAGAAGGCCGGCACCGCGGUGCUGGUGGACGUGAACUGGCGCCCGGUGUUCUGGGCGGACCCUGCGGCCGCGCUGGGCCCGAUCAAGGAGCUGUUGUCCUGCGCGAGCAUGAUCAAGUUGACGGACGAGGAGGCGGAGUGGCUCGUGGGGAUGCCCGCGGCGGAGGCGAUCAAGGACCCCGCCACGCUGGAGAGCAAGGUCAAGGCGGUCGCGCCCAACUGCAGGGGCAUUCUCGUGACCGGCGGCGAGGCGGGCGCGGCGUACUCGUUCGGCGGCGUCAGCGGGAUCCAGCCAGUGCUCGACAUUAGCGUGAAGGACACGACCGGCGCUGGCGACGCGUUCACCGCGGGGUUCGUCUUCUGCCUCACGCAGGCCGGGGGCCUGGACAAGCUGCUCGAGGACCCGAAGCUGCUCGGGCGGGCCGUGGCCUUUGCGAGCGCGUGCGGCGCGCUGACGUGCAGUGCGCCCGGGGCGAUCGACGCACAGCCGUCGAGCGACGCCGUGCUGAAGCUCAUGCGCGAACAGACGGGCUACGAGUGA